CAGCUUCGAGCGACCCAUUAAAAAUCUGUGCACGUCGAGAGACGAGUUUCUGUCCGGAAGAUCCCAGGUACUUCACGCAUAAUACGCACCGAGUAAGACAAUAGCGAUCAAGCAACACGUGUCCGACUUACAUGUAUAAUUCCCGAGCCUCGGCUCGGAGAAACCGGGAGUUACGCGUCGCUCGUAAAUACAGCGGCGAAGUAACUUCGCGUCGCGGAGCAGAGCAGAGAUUCAUUUAAUAUCCGAGGAAGCAACUCGUUAACUGCAGUUUCGACGUUUACAACAUUCCUGUCGCUCGGCGAUUAAUCUUCUCGUUAGCGGUCGACUCGCCCCGGCCGCUUUCCUCACUCCGCGACGCGGAGUUGAUCGUCGCGAGCCCCGCGACUUCUCGGCCUGCGAGCAGCCCAGCUGCGCCGGCUGGAGCACGCACAUUCUAGAUUUUCCGAAAGAAAUUCCGCUCUAGCGACGGGAUAUCUCGCCCUGCGCGUGUCUUUCACCUGCGCCGUGGAAGUCCUUCCCUACCACGCGCCGGGAAGAAAGAGAGAAAGACCCGGCGCGGCGCGGCGCGGUGGGAGGGAGAGUGCCGUCGACGGCGGGCCUGUUUGGGCCUGACGUCGUGCGUAAGAGGGAGGGCGAGAGGGACGAUGGACGAGCGCGAUCGAGAUCUUCAGUAGGUCACUGGGACGUGGCUCAUGGCCGAGACGAGCGUGGCUCGCACCUUCAGUCGGUCCCCGUCGGCCAGGAAAAGCACCUCUGGGCCCGUCGAAUCCUCGCGCGUUCGGAUACGGAGAGCACGACGGUGAGCGAGAGCGGGGAAGGAAGGCCGAAGAAAAAAACGGACACAGGGAAAAGCGGGAGAAACGAAAUCGGCAGGUGAAGGAAAGCGGGCCCGAUGAGGAGGACCAACUGACGCGGCUCGAGGAAGUCUUGCCGUCGCGGCCGGUGCGUUCGUGGGGUCGUUAAGGGGGAGAGGGCAGGUGGUUCCCGCGGGAGAGGAUCGCUCGGGUGACGGAGCGUUUCUUCGGAACGAGGCUCCCAGGAACAGGAAGAACUCGCUACGAGAGAGGACACGCGCAUGAUGGAGAGGACGUGGCGGAAUAUACGGAAGACGGCCUUUGUCUUAUCGCUGCCCUUGCUCUUGGCCGGUGUUAGGAGCGAGGCACCGUUGGACAGCAGCGCGCUACCCUUGGAACACAGAUCGGUGUACGGUGCACCGGCUCAAUAUGGCCCACCGGUCGCCCACGAAGAGAACUGGCCGCUGGCGUCGCCCGACACCCCGCAGAUCAAGAAUCUGCAGGUGCAGUGCGAAAAGACGCACAUGCGGGUGAACAUCGAGUUCGAUCGGCCGUUCUACGGCAUGAUCUUCAGCAAGGGCUACUACUCGGACCCGCACUGCGUGCACCUGAAACCCGGCACCGGCCACUUGAGCGCGACCUUCGAAAUCUACCUCAACACGUGCGGCAUGAGCUCGUCGGCGAAUCACAAUGUGGCGGCGUACGGCUCACCGUCGCCGUCCGGCAGCUAUGUGGAGAACACGAUAAUCGUGCAGUACGAUCCCUACGUGCAGGAAGUGUGGGACCAGGCGAGGAGGUUACGCUGCACCUGGUACGACUUCUACGAGAAGGCCGUGACCUUCAGGCCGUUCCAGGUCGACAUGCUGCACGCCGUCACCGCCAACUUCCUCGGCGACAAUCUGCAGUGCUGGAUGCAGAUACAGGUGGGCAAGGGCCCAUGGGCCAGCGAGGUGUCCGGCAUCGUCAAGAUCGGCCAGACUAUGACGAUGGUAUUGGCCAUCAAAGAUGACGAGAACAAGUUCGACAUGCUGGUGAGGAACUGCGUCGCGCACGACGGCAAGAGGGCGCCGAUUCAGCUGGUCGAUCAGUACGGCUGCGUCGUCAGGCCGAAGAUUAUGUCCAGGUUCCAGAAGAUCAAGAACUUCGGCCCGAGUGCGUCAGUCGUUAGCUUCGCCUACUUCCAGGCCUUCAAGUUCCCCGAUAGCAUGAACGUCCACUUCCAGUGCGUGAUCCAAGUCUGCCGACACAAUUGCCCCGAGCCUAAGUGUGGACAUCCUGGACUCGAGUACGGCGCGCCGGCCGGCAUCUCGCACGAAUAUGGCGCACCGGUCUCGCAAGGUCUUGCUUCGGAGUACGGUGCCCCGCCUGUGCCCGAAUACGGCGUGCCGCCGGCUUUUCCUGAUCCGCGACAUCCCAGUGGGCCAGCCGGAGCGUACAGCGAGCCAAAUCCAGACGUAGUUCCGGCACCGCAGGCGCAAACCUCGUCUUCUUCACCCAGCUCGACGCCGGGCGACGCGACGGCGAGCAGCUCACCUCAGAGUUCUCAGGACAACCUCAUUCCCCCGCCUCCUCUGCCCGGCCACCAGUCGGCGUACCAGACCGUCAAGCGAAAAGGAACCGCCGGCACGGAAGAGCUCGAGGGUAACCUGGCCAUCCUCGGAGGUCGACCGAGGUCGGUCGAAGGUUUCCCGGCCGAGCUGAGAGGCGCCAGGAGGCGAAGGCACGAUGAGCCCCAUUCGGAGGAUGACGAGAGCAACGUCCAUCGCACAGUGACCCUGUUCUCCACCCACGUGUACAAGCGAGCGGCACAGGAGAUGACGGACGUGAACACCUCGAGAGUGAUCCAAGUGGUGGCGCCGGGCGACGUGAACUUCGCGCUGGGCACUGCCAACUCCACCAACGACAGCACCGUGGUGAUACAAAACGCGAGCGUGUCCUCCGACCCGGAGACGAUCUGCAUGAGCUUGCCGGGCUUCGUGGGCGGCCUGGUGAUGCUGCUGCUGGUGGUCGUGGUGGCGUCUCUGGUCGCGGCCUUCCUCUUCGUCAGGGUGCGCGCGGUGGACCGCAAGAACGUGGCGCUCGGCGGCGGGGGCGGCGGUGGCGGCAGCUUCGUGCACCCGGCUUACGCAACGGAGAACUGCAACGUGCCGAAUCCCGAGUUCGUCAAGGUUGCCAACUGAGCUGUGCACGGUGCGCAAAAUCAAAAAAGGGAAAGGACUCACCGCUAGAGAGCAGUGGAGGAGACGAGACGACUCCUCCCCUCCCCCUACCCCUCUCCUUGGAGGAUCGUCGGCCUCGCACGACGGGCAUGCUUCGGGACCGCACCUUCGCACUAUUUCAUCUCCGGAACUCGAGACGCGCGCCGGAGAUUCUCCCCCGUCGCGGAACUUGCCGCCGCGUUUCUCUUCCCUCCCGCGACCGCUGUCGUCGCCCGACUCGCGUCUAGCCUAGUCUCGUCAAUCACGCUGGCCGAGUCAGCGGAGGCGACGACUAGGUCGACGGUAAUGGCGGGCUCGCGACUAUUCCGACAAACCGAGCGCGAAACGGGACAAGAGACGCGACGGGGGAGGCUAGAUCCCUCGUGGACCUAGCGUGUAAAUAAAGAGGCCCAGAAGCGCGCGAGCGAUUGCAUGCGGAAGCGGAAGCGCGGAGGAGAGGAAGAAAGAAAGGAAGAGAGAGAGAGAGAGAGAGAGAGAGGGAGAGAGAGAGAGAGAGAGAAAGAGAGAGAGAAAGAGGAAGGUCACGGAGAGGAGGAGAAGCCGUCGCGGCGCGCGUUCCACCGCGUCGCCCGCGACCGGCAGGAUCUUCCGCGUCGCGGUCGUCCUUGGCCGGUGGAACCGCGCGUCGCAUCGAGCAAUAUCCGCGAGCCGAU
Harpegnathos saltator (Jerdon's jumping ant) is the source of this 3666-nucleotide messenger RNA. RefSeq names its product transmembrane protein dusky-like (gene dyl). The record is from RefSeq and is a predicted model, not a curated record. The coding region runs from base 1076 to 2974 and encodes 632 amino acids. The transcript is spliced from 6 exons. Lineage: Eukaryota; Metazoa; Arthropoda; Insecta; Hymenoptera; Formicidae.